CGAGGCAAUGCCUUAUUGAAGACCCGAGAGCGUCGAUGAUGAUGUGGAGUUGUUGGCAGCGGAGGCUGCGACAGAACGUCCCGCAAAAAAAAAAAGGAGAAGGUCGGGGUUGUGCAGCUCUGAUGAAGAGGAUGAAGGAACGCCGGGAAACGAUGCAACAAUGAAGCUGACCUUGACCGAGAAGAUUCAAAAAGAGUUUGAUCAUUAUUUCUCAUUGAAGUUGACAAAGGAUGAGAAGCGCAGUUUUGAACUUCUCUAUUGGUGGAAAGUCAAAGGAAUGGUUGUCAGCACAACGGAUAAGCGAGUGUUGCUCCCUCCUUUGCCUAUCAUGACACGAGCAGCUCGCGCUGUUUUGUGUAUAUCACUAUUUGUUGACUCUGUUCGCGCACCACCCAUGUCCUGAGUUCAUCGGCUAUGAUGACAUGUGUCAUCUCCUUCGAUUUGCUCUCAAUGCAAAACGCCAGAAUGCUUCGCCAAAGACAACCGAGUUCAUAAACAGGGAAAAAAUUCAUCAUGUUGGUACAUGAACAAGGUGAACAUAACUUCAUUCUGACAGUUAUUUGUCAAAUUGACCAUGAGAAAAAGAUAACAACAGACGCUGUAAAGAUCAGAAAUCGAGUUCUUGGAUACAAACGUAGAAAACUGCAGUGAAAAAGGAGAAAAGUCAUCUGUUGUUGCAACAUGAUAAAUACUGUUGGGCUACUAUGGAUGCCGAAGUUUAGUGUUAUCCAGGGAAACUUGUCGUUAGCCUGCGUACUACAUUCACUUCGCGCCUAUGUUCACCUUGAUCUCUACGAUGAUGCUGUUGUGUUCAUUAUGGUCAUCACUUUAUUGCUUUUGCCGGUACUAUCAUUACUUUAAUUGGCUUGUAUGGUAGGGUGUUACUAGUGGAUGAAUUGAUUCGGGUCAGUGGAUGAAGGUGCUGCUACAUUCAACAAGUACAUUAUGAUUUGGCUGUUGCAACUAGAGUGCGAGUUUACUGCCAUCAACGUAAAGUCGGGGGCAGACUGACUGCAUAUUUCAUUUAAGUAGUUAAUCAAAUUCGUACCGUUGA
Chara braunii is the source of this 1054-nucleotide messenger RNA. The record is from the annotation of a GenBank genome assembly. NCBI's taxonomy places the organism in Eukaryota, Viridiplantae, Streptophyta, Charophyceae, Charales, Characeae.